CAUGAAUAUGUACAUUGGAAACAAAAAUCAGUAGCUACAGCAUGUUGAUAUAGCAUGCUGUAAGGCAGUCCAUCAAAACAUGUWUUYUUUACAGAUUCAAACAGUUGAUAUAAUUUGCAUCAGGCUUUGAGUUGCAAUUCAACUUUCAGAUAAUUAGAACUUUGUUUUGAUCACAACAAACACAAAGUGUAUGGCAUGAACUUGGUGGUCUCUCAAUGGACCAAUUUACUASAACAAAUGAGGUAUUUCACAAUGACUUCUUGAGACUAAACUCAUGGGAUAGGCUUUAAAAAUAUUUCCCAGGUACACACAGUCACAUUCGCAGGAAUCUUCCUGCUGCCGACACUGAAAGAAGCCUCACAAAGAGUUGCAGCGAACAACUCGGAAGCAACAUUAGAUUAAAGAUUUUCAUACUGAGGCUCCAUCUUCCAGCAAACGCUGUGGGAAUCGGUGAUGUCUUCCUCUAGAUCUGUUUCAAACACUUCUGUCAUCAUUCACCCUCCAGGUUUCUACAUUGUUGGAUUUGAGUCAUUUCCCUUYAUAUCUGUGUAUUUUAUCUUCCUGGCAUUUGUKUAURUGUUUUCAGUKAUGUUUAACUGUUUGCUGAUUUAUACAAUUGCUGUGAGUCACAGUUUGCACACUCCAAAAUUUCUGGCCAUCACCAACCUGGCAGUGAUAGAUUUAGUGCUUAACACCUGCACCAUUCCUGGCAUGAUAAAGAUUUUUCUCAUCAAAGAUAAUUUUAUUCCRUUUAACYUGUGYYUUGUUCAGAUGUUUGUAUAUUAUGYAUUUGCAGSUCUGGAGUCUUAUGCACUCACUAUACUGGCCUAUGACAGGCUGAUUGCUAUAUGUUUCCCCUUCAGGCAGAACUCAAUCAAYACAGUGCGCAGCAUGUGCUGGAUUAUCAGCGUUACCUGGUGUUUAACUCUGGUAAUGAUAACAUUCACUACAAGCUCAAUGACCCGACUGUCUUUUUGCAACUCUGUCAGGGUGUUCAGUUAUUUUUGUGACUAUGCACCUGUGUUUCGACUUGCCUGUAAUGAUUACUCACUGCAGUGGUCUGCAUCUUCAUCCCUCUCUGUUCUGACCCUGGGAGGACCUUUUAUUUUCAUUUUCCUCUCCUAUGUGAGCAUCCUGGUGACUGUGUUCAAGAUGAAAUCUGUGGACCGACGAGUAAAAACUUUGGUCACAUGUGUUGAACAUAUUAUUGUUGUUGCUAUAUUUUAUAUUCCUCUUCUUGUUAUUUUCAGCAUUGGGUUUUUUUCAAUGGUUGUGGACCCAGAGAAGAGAGUUCUGAGUCUGUCGCUGGCAUCUUGCAUGCCUCCUUGCAUUAAUCCUAUUGUUUAUUCUCUGAAAACUAAAGAGAUUAAAACCAGAACACUAGUUUUGUUUAGAAAAACCAAAGUUAGUACAAAAUUCUAAUAACAAUCCUUGCAGACGUUACAGUGAUAAACUGGAAGGUCUGAUCAAAACAAGAAUAAAAAAUUAAAAAUAAUUUUUGUUCAGUUCACUAAUGAAAAUGUAUGGUAAAUUUUUAUUUUGUACAUAUAUUGUUACAAUUAAUAUUUUCUGACUUAGUUGUGUGUCUUUAUUUUCUUCUAAUUAGGGAACAUUUGAUAUAGAUCUUUCUGUAAAGCCAAAUGUUUUUUGUUAUUUCCAGUUAUCAAGAGAUUUUUUUCACUGCUGGAUUGCUGAGUUUCCGUUUCUUAAGCUCCUUUUAGAUAUUUGAUUGUAUCUAUAAUCUAUACUGUAACUAUUAAUCACCAUGAAUCUAGACUAGUCACAUGUCUAAACGUGUGUGAAAAUGUGCGUGUUAGUUAUGGAAAUUUUCUUAGUUUGCUUGGUUUGUCAGCAAUAUUAAUAGAUUUCUUAAAACAUACUCCAUAAAAUGUAUCAUAAUAUUUUUGAUGUAAAUUAAUGUUUCAGCUCAUUAUUUUCAGUUGCUUUUAUUUUGUUAGCACAGCUUAAAACUAUAUUUGAGAAACUCCACAACCACCUGAAAAUGACGGACAAGAGAAAACAAACCGGGUCACUAUCUUGAUGCAUGAGGACAUCAGUAAAAGGUUGCAGCAUUAAAUGUACGGUACUCCAAAAAUAAAUCAUAUGAACGUACAUACACAGUAUGAUGAAAGCCUGACCUCUAGUGGUAAAAUGGGCUCAGUACAUGUCAUAUCUCAGGCUGCCGC
Poecilia reticulata (guppy) is the source of this 2186-nucleotide messenger RNA. NCBI's taxonomy places the organism in Eukaryota, Metazoa, Chordata, Actinopteri, Cyprinodontiformes, Poeciliidae. The record is from RefSeq and is a predicted model, not a curated record.